Molecule: messenger RNA, 434 nt
Organism: Ilex paraguariensis (yerba mate)
Lineage: Eukaryota; Viridiplantae; Streptophyta; Magnoliopsida; Aquifoliales; Aquifoliaceae
Source: the annotation of a GenBank genome assembly
UUCCAUGUGGAUUGACUCCGGACUUAACCGGAUUAUUACAGCUUGACUGCCUGCACUUGGGUGUACACAUUUUGGAUCAAGUCAACUCUCUUCAAUUGUCGUCCACUCUCCAAGGUGCAGCUCUUCAAUCCAAUCUCCUGGACCACUGGCUUUAUCCUGAGAUGUUUCUUCCUCCUCAAAUGCAACUUCCCACUACUUCGACAUUGCCUCUCUUCCCAUUGGUGGUUAGUGAAGCUAUUCCCAAACAAACUCAUCCUUCACUGCUCCACCCUGUAUGUUCGGUUCAGCCAUUGGACCAGCCGACAUCACACCACCAAGAUCGCCUCACUCUAGAGGGUGGACACUUGAAAGUUGUCCUUCCUUUUCAACCACCAUUACAUCAGCAUACCUCAUCUGUUCCUGCUUCCAAUUCUAUCCAUCACAUGGUCACUUAG